AUGGUGCCUUCUAUAGCUGCCAUGUUCUUUGAGUUUGAGACAUCUUCUUUUUCAUCUAGACUUGUAUACGCUUAUGAUGUCUUUUUGAGAAUAGGGAUUCAUACAUUUCGUGAUGAUACUUCUACCAUGACAGAGCUAGGAUCUUCUCGAUCUAGAACAAAAGGGGCCUAUGAUGUCUUCUUGAGUUUUAGAGGAAAAGAUACUCGUAAGAAUUUUACAGAUCAUCUAUAUACUGCCUUAGACAAAGCAGGAAUCCACACUUUUCGAGAUGAAAACGAACUUCUUCGAGGAGAAGAAAUCUCCAAGCAUCUCCUCAAGGCAAUCAAUGAAUCAAAGAUAUCGAUAGUUGUCUUCUCAAAAGGCUAUGCUUCUUCUAGAUGGUGUCUUAACGAACUUGUAGAGAUUCUUGAGUGUAAAAAUAAGAAUACUGAUCAUAUUGUUCUUCCAAUAUUUUAUGACAUUGAUCCUUCAGAUGUUCGAAACCAAAUGGGCAGUUUUGCAAAAGCGUUUGAUAAACAUGGAGAACAAUUUAAAGAGAAGGCUAAGGAGUGGAGAAAAGCUCUUGAGGAGGUCGGAAAUCUAUCUGGAUGGAAUCUCAAUGAUAUGGCAAAUGGGUAUGCUUUUUUCUUUUUAUAG
Messenger RNA from Dovyalis caffra, 636 nucleotides. Lineage: Eukaryota; Viridiplantae; Streptophyta; Magnoliopsida; Malpighiales; Salicaceae. The record is from the annotation of a GenBank genome assembly.